CGGAGUGGGGCUGAUACAAAAAGUUUGGGCACCACAUGAUCUAAAGAGAGAAACGGCAGUGUUGGGGACGCACUGACGCUGCAAGUGCAAAGAUGAAGCUGAUUGUAAUAGCUGCCUUGUGUCUGUCCCUUCUUUUGAAUAUUCAUUUUUCGCUGGCCAAAAAAAAAAUUGGGCUUCGUGAGAAAAUAAAUCUGUUUAAGAAGAACCCCAAAAUAAAAAAUGAUCUGGACACCAAGUCUAAGGGUAAACAACAGUGGAACCAAGGAGGCUACCAUCAGCAGCCAGGAAGACCUGCUGGGAGUUACCCUAACCAAGGAGGUUACCCCCAGCAGCCAGGAUACCCAGCAGGGGGCUAUCCGGCUGGUGGUUACCACCAGCAGCCAGGAUACCCAGCAGCGGGCUAUCCAGCUGGUGGUUACCCCCAUCAGCCAGGAUACCCAGCAGGGGGCUAUCCAGCUGGUGGUUACCCCCAUCAGCCAGGAUACCCAGCAGCGGGCUAUCCAGCCGGUGGUUACCCCCAUCAGCCAGGAUACCCAGCAGGGGGCUCCCCAUAUGGAGGUUAUGGAGGUUAUGGAGGUUAUGGAGGUUAUCCAGGUGGAUACGUGAACUACAACCCAAACAACAAGAUCCUGAGCCCUCAUUAUGGUGGCAGCUUUGGUCAUGGGGGCUAUGGGGUUGGGGGUGGCUCUCCCUUUUCCCACUCAGUUCAGGCAAUGGGCAUGUAUCCCCAAGAUAAAUCCAGAGGUUUUGGACGGAGUGCAGUAAUGGCAGCAGCUGGAGGGGCUAUGGCAGGAAUGGCACUUGGCUACGGGCUAGGAAGGUUCCCUCGUCCUCACUUCCCAUUCCACAGUCCCGAAGAGGAGUACUACUACAACCACUACAUGUACAGGAAAUACGGUGUCAAGUCUAAUGAUACCAAUGACUACAGCAGAGACUACAAGUACAGCCAACCCCCUGAGACCUAUGAUAGCUACAUGGACUCGUGCAUGAAGAGAACAGACCUGCUACCUGUGGACAAUCGAAAGCCAAAAGACAAACCAGCUGCCACCACCACAACUACAACCACUACAACUACAACCACUACAACUACAGCCACUACAACUACCUCUUUAACUACCACAUCUACUGCUGCCCCAGACACUGGCACAGACAGCAACACAACAAAGACUAACAGCACUACAGCGGGACACCCCUCGCCCUCCGCACCCUCAACUCCCCGCCCUUUAAAUCAGCCCGAGGCCAAUCCUGUGCCUCCAGCUUCACAGGCGGUCAGAAAAGCUGCUACUGAUGAUGAUGAUGAUGAUGAUACAGUCAGCAUUGUGGAGAUUGGCUACCCAGCACUGAUUGAGCAGCUGAAGGUCAGGAGAUGUUUGGAGCUGUACAUGGUUUAUUCUGAAAAGUACUUGAAGAAACAGACAGGAGGGGUGCAGGGACUGGAGAUGGGCUUGCGAGGGUCUUUAGCAGUGGUCACCAGUACUAUAGUGAUGCUACUGAACAGCAACAUGCUAACGCUGCUGCACUGAGGCCUUUGUUAGCAGAGAAAGUUUUGGAGCAGUCUAGAAAUAAAUUGUACAAUAAAGAAUGCAUUAUAGUAUUUAAGCAGCGUGACUCAAGAGAUCAAAGUGCGAGUCGGUUGGGCCACCACUUUGGUUCAGACUGAAAUUAUCUGGACAACUACUGGAUGGAUUGUACAGACAUUUGGUUUCCACGCUGGAAAGCAUAUCAUGAUCCUCUUUAAAGCUGGUUAUGAUCUCUGUUGUUAAUUAUUUUAUUUAUAUAAAACACUCAGAAGUAUGUGUGUUGUUGCUAACGCUCCUUAAUAUUCUUAUGUUGGAAUCAAUUCCAAGAAAAAAAAGUACCUUUUCUCAAUAUUUACGUAUUGUAGAUGAUGUUGGUACUUUUUUUUCCCUUUUGUACAACCCUUGCUUUGUACAGUACGUUGAAUGGUUUGGAAUUUUUUUUAUAUAUAUUUGCCUCCCUCUUCCUUUCUAUUCAGUGUUUUGACUCUUUUUCCCGUCUCUGGGGUAGGUUGUGAUUGCAAAGGUGCUUACUACAUCUGAUGUACUGAAUCCGAACCGAAUUCAUCGCCAAAGCUACUAAAUGUUAGCUUGCAUUAUCAGAUGAGUCUGUGGUUGCAUAGAUUGGAUCAUUGUACAAGACCUUUCCUAAUCGUCAAACCAAUUAAAGGCACACUGUGAAAGAGCACAUGUUCAUUCAGUAUUGGUGUGUAUUAACAGCUCCAUGCUGUCGUACUGCUCACCGUGACUGUCUGGAAACUGUUACUACCUACUACUGUCAUAGAAGCGUGAUGAUGAUGUGUGAUCCGCAGGCAUGUUUCCUUCAGUUAAAGGUUGCAUCGCUGUCCCCUUCAUCAUUUCACUGCAUCACUUUACCGUGGCAAAUGAGUGUCUGGGGGAUGAAAACCCAGAUUUUACAUGGUCAAAAUCAUGAAACCAUUCCCAUCUUUCUCUGUGGAUAAUACCUGUAAAAUGGAAGCAAAAUCUAAUCAAUGUUGUUUUUUUUUUCUGUUGGUGAUAUGAGUAGUAGAAAAAUAUAUUCAUGUGGAAAUGCAGCAUUAUUACUGUAAAGAAGCCAGUCUAAUCACAACAUACAAUACAGCUCAUUAAUUAGUGGCUCCUUUGGGUUGAUGGAUUAACUGAAUUAACUAAAUCUUUACUGCCAUGGCUGUUUUGUAUUUUGAAAGAGACAGGUGUUCACGCGGGUUCACAGAAUGAUUCAUCGCAGAAGGUUUUCAACGUAGGACUUGCAGAGGCCAGCAGGUGGCCUGUUUGCCACUUCCUGGCUCUGUUCUGACUCCUAGAAACAGCCACAACCCCCCUCGCUUAUUUCCUCUGCUAGAGCUCAGCUGUACUGAAACUUCUGCAUUUUCUCCAACAAGCAACUGCUAGCUUAUGAAAUUAAAAGCAAGUGGCUAACGGGUCUAGUUUUGACUGCUUCAUCUAAGUAGGUCCCUACAGUCUACAUUAAAAAUGAAUGAAAGUGGCAUUUGGUUUCAUGAGACACUCACUAAGGUAUGCUGAAAUGUAACUUUGGUUUACUAAAGUUUUUAUGUUAAUAUUUAUCCUUAUAAUAUUUUAUCCUUAUAGAACUGAGCUGUUACAGUCUGUACAGUCUGCUUUAUUAAGUGUUUAUAUAUAGUGCUUAUAAAUGCUAAACAGGGAGACCUUAAGUAAAGUGUUACCAUUGCCAGCACUUAAUUACCCCAAGGAAAUGUCCUCAUCAAGCAGAAUGGCCCCUUUCAGAAACUGGUCAAUCAUUAUGCAUGAAGACGUAAUAAGCAGCUUCAUGUUCAGCCUGAAUGGUUAUAUAUUGUUGACUAUUUUAAUAUAUAUUCUUGCAUCGUAUUU
Xiphias gladius (swordfish) is the source of this 3368-nucleotide messenger RNA. Its product is annotated as AT-rich interactive domain-containing protein 1B-like. Gene Ontology annotation, biological process: protein homooligomerization. The record is from RefSeq and is a predicted model, not a curated record. The coding region runs from base 93 to 1523 and encodes 476 amino acids. NCBI's taxonomy places the organism in Eukaryota, Metazoa, Chordata, Actinopteri, Istiophoriformes, Xiphiidae. The transcript is spliced from 2 exons. Gene Ontology annotation, cellular component: membrane.